This is a messenger RNA of Leptidea sinapis, 6100 nucleotides long. RefSeq names its product dystrophin-like. Bases 430 to 2334 code for a protein of 634 amino acids. Gene Ontology annotation, biological process: synaptic signaling. NCBI's taxonomy places the organism in Eukaryota, Metazoa, Arthropoda, Insecta, Lepidoptera, Pieridae. Gene Ontology annotation, cellular component: plasma membrane. The transcript has 11 exons. The record is from RefSeq and is a predicted model, not a curated record.
AUGUGAUGCAAAAAGGACGAGGUGUAUCAAAGAAGUAACAAAUGUGUUAUUCUCUGCAGACGCUGCUAGAACAAAAUAAUGUGUUAGGUGACCGUGUAAAAUGUUUAUUGUAGGUACUAUAGUUUCAUGCCUUGAACUCCUAAAGCCUGACAUUAUCUUUGGUGCCUUUUAAAGACUGAAAAUUGUCCUUGGACUAUUAUGGCUGUAUGGGCUUUUGACCCCUUUGCCUGUCUAGAUGGACGAACAAAACCAAAAAAAAAUGUCUUUGGACUAUAAAAUCGGAGACUUGUCACUUGUCCUUGUAACUUAUAAAAAUCGACCGUUAUCUAUAUAAUUUGUAUUGUGAAUUAAUGUUGUACAAAUUUUUGAAAAUAUACAAAUAAACACUAUUAACUAUGUUAUGAAUAAUAUUAUUACAAUCUAUUUGAAAUGGCUUCAAAAGGAUGGAGAAAAAUUGAAAACGAAGCUGGAUACCCAUGCUAUAUAGAUCAACACAGUGGAAAGCAAGAUUAUGAUCAUCCAAAUUUUAAAGAAAUAAUAGAAAGUCUUAAGGUUUAUGAUGGUAUUAAAUACUUUGCAUAUAAAAUAGCAUUAAAAAUUUUUGCAUUGCAGAAGGAAUUGAGAGUUCCACCUUUGAGGAUAAGUUCUGGUGUGUUUGCAAGGCAUCAAUUGAGCUUGUCGGAGAGUAGUUUGUCUUUAGACACUACUGAAUUGGAGUCAGUACUUGCUGACAUUUACUUUGCUGCAGAAAAAGAGGGUACAUUUGUUGGUGAUGUUGAUGUUACAGUAGAUCUAGUAAUAAAUUUAUUGCUCAAUGUGUAUGAUGUGCACAGGAAUACACAAAUAAGGGUUCUAGCUGCUAAAACUGUUCUGAUAUUGCUGAGUGAAGAGUCUGAGCUGGACAAAUGGCAAGCAUUGGCUAACUGUUGUGCUGAUCAUAACGGUUGUGUUUCUCCCAGACGACUCUUGGCGUUGUUGUUACAUGUCAAUGCGCUGACCAAGUACUUGGGCAGCACAAGAGAUCAGGUGCAGGAUGAUAUUAGUGCCUGUUUUAGGAAGAGUGCCGGCAUGCUGGGUGUAAGUGUAAGUGAUGUUGCUGAGUGGGGUGUCAAUAAUUGCUCGAGCACAAGAUGGCUAUCAGUUGUACAGAGGGUAGUGUCAAGUAGGAACUCUUCCACUGCUGAUGUUAAUUGUGCAGGGUGCCUACAGAUGUUAAUACAGGUUUUGAAAUUCAAGUGUGCUAAAUGCAGUGAUAUCUACUUUUGUGAAAGUUGCUAUUUAUAUGACAAAGACUUAAGCCAUGUAAGUGGUCAUAAGAAGACACAUUUGGUGUACGAAGUUGUCAACGGAGAGGUUAAACCUAAUGAAUGUCUCAGCUUUAUAAAAGGCAUGAAGAAAUUUUUCUUCUGCACAAAAUCGGGGAAAAAGAAAGCUAGCAAAAAGGUUUCUCAUAAGAGAAAAUCUGAUAAGAGACAGGGCUCUCUCAAGAGGAGUAAGCCGGCCAUAUUUACGUCUACCGUGGGGAAGGCUUCAGGUAAUAGUGCCGGCAAUCCAGCCUCUACCCUGCAAGACAUCAUACAACAGCUGGAAAAUCAGACAAUAGCGCUCAAAGAGAUUUCAUGCCAGUUGCAACAUAUAGCUAAAGACAGUGAUGAUGAAAUUAAGUCCAAAGUGGACAUUCACUACGAUCAGAUAUCAGCACAGAUAAAUAGAUUAAAGGAACUUAAGGAUAAUUUAACAAAUGACACAAAACCAGAAAAGGUUGACCGACCCCAAGCGUUUGACCUCUUCAGUCCCAUACCACUUGAUGAGAAACAGGCAAAAUUGGCAGCUGCAGUGAAAGCUCCACCGCGCGUGCUCAGUAUGGAUUCUGGAAACUUCUCCGUCACAUCGAAACACGAGAGUCAGAAUCUACUGACAAUGUCCGGAGAUGCGUUGAAACCCAUCGUUGUUCACGCGACUUCGGACAGCAUAUCUGCUGUUUCUAUGAACGAUAUCACUAACUGGUAUAAUGACACGCGGCCAAACCAGAAGUCGAAAACAAAACAAAUCGACAAAACAAACCAGAGUAUAUCGGCAACAGAGGAACGGUACGCCGCAGACAUUCGCUCUGUGGAGACGAGCAACGACAAGAUGAAGGAGUUGAACUCUGACCUGGACACAGUGCUGGACAGGCUGCAACAGAUCCUGACACACAACUUUACCAUGGAUGAAUCGUGUAUAGACAACAGUCAGCUGCGGGAGACAGCCACCGAGAUGGAAGGGUUGCUGGGAUCUCUGAUUCGCGGGGUGGAGCAGAGGGCCACACUCAACGUUAGUAAGGCUAUCGUGUAACGCACGGUGCUGGCUAGAACUGGCACUAAAUUAUUUUAAGAUAACAAAUAUAUAGAUAUAUUAUAUAUACUAAAAAUGACCAGAUUUUGAUAUAAAUACAAGAUAUUUAAGGUAUAAAAUACAGCCUAGCCUAAAUUUCAAUUUUUACUUAGACAGUUCCGCCUCUUAUUACGUAGUAUUUACAUCCUCUUUGGUAAAAUACGUAAAAACAUGUAUGACGUAACGGUUAGAACGUUUGAAAUUUUGGUUGUUAUAUUACGCGUUGUCAUUGAAUUUUUGAGGCGUGACGUCAUAAUUGGCCGCCAUGACACUUACGAGCGUUUUCGCGCGUAUUUCAGAGUAGAAUGAUAGAAGUGCGUUACAGCGUAUUUUAAUGUUGAAAAAUAGUUGUUUUCUUAAUUAUUUCUAAUAAGUAGAUGUGCACAGACAUUAUAAAUGACUAAUCCAAAAUCUGUCAACUUGUCUAUCGAAAAAAAUAGUUAAGGCAAUAGUCACAGUGCAUAAUAAUUUCAGACAUUGACCUAUCAUUAUACGUCUUGGUUUAUUUGCGUAUCUAUCACUACAUACAGAUGUUACACCCUGUGAUGUUGUGACCAUAGACUUAAAAUAAACUAGCGUAAAGACGACCUGGCAGUACUAUAAUGCUUAACCUUAAAAAUUUAGAUUUUGUCAAAGUGUGCAUCAGCUAGUGGUUUAAUACUGAAAAUACUAAGGAGCUACGAAGCUAAGCUUGGCUGACUUUAUACGGCUUGCCAAUUAAAAUCGGUGACCGUAACAAAAGAUUCGCUUUCUUUUUCUAUCUUGCUGUAUGCUGUUAGAAGUAUCGUAAAAUGGCGGAAUCGAGAGAAUAAAUCACAUUAUUGGUUUGAUUUAUUCUAAGUCGCUUAAAUUAUUUUACUUAUAUAUAAAUUAUUACUUAAUGACAAACAUAAUCUUAAAUCGCACGGAAAAUAUAAUAUCAUAAAAUUGUUGGCCAUAUUAGGUAACAUAAAACUUUAAAUUAAGCUGGGUUUUAACUGUAACACUCAAACUGAGUGCACUCGGGUAACUUACCAUACGAUAGCAUAUAGUUAACAUGUGCUUAAUUAAACGAGUGCACUCGGCUCCUGCGUUUCAGACCGUAAACACAGUAAACUAGCGUAAUAGACGAUCCCUGUGUGAAAGUGCGGUAACUAUCCUUAGACAAAAACCUAGAUGCGAGAAAAAGACGGAAUAGAUGGACCGUGAAACCGUUCUGAAACAAUUUAGUGUCCAUUAGUCUCCUGUCAAAUUGAACCGCAUUUUAAUUUAAGUGUUUUUAUCGUAAUUGUUCUGUGUUUUAACGGAUAUUAAAAAAAUAUAAUGGUGUCGUAUUCUGUGUUAGAGUGUGUGAGAGUCUCGUGCCAGAUUUUGACGAGACAACAUGUCCUGAGGAUGCCUCGUGUAGAGGCGAAACACGUGUCGAUUUGUUUAAAGACAAAUAUUAGCGGAAUUAACACUAAAGAAAACUCAAAUAAUUUGUAUAAUUAUGGAUUUCCGCAAAGUAACGCAUACAUCAAUAAAUUUUCUUAGAUUGUGUUGUUAUCUACAGCAACAAUCCAAAUAAAGUAAAUACUUUCGUGGUCCUUAUUUCCGUAGAACAUAUUCACAAAAAUAUUCUGUAUUAUAUUUUAUAUACGCAGUAAACACUAUUUUCUUAAGAUUAUAAUCAUUUAUGAAAAUAUGUGUUAGAAAAUAAAAUAUUGUAUGCGUGAAUAUGACGCCAUUUAUUAAUAUUUGUCAUAGGGAUUGUCUAAAAGCAAAAUACUACACAGUUCACUCACUCACUCACACAUGUGUAAAAUUAGUAAUGAGGAGAGUGUUUGUCUAUUACGCUAGUAUACCAAGUUUAUGGUUCAGAUAGUGAAAACCCCCCUUUACUCUAGCGAAUACUCUAGAAUAAUAAAUAAUCAUUACUUUGGGUCUGAUAAAAGGGAUAGUGAUAGAAUAAGAGAAAAAAAUACUAACCCCUUAUUCAUAAUAGUCUGCUAACUUAAAGCAUUGCUAAUUCUCACUCUGUCUUCUUCUAUUGACCUAAGUGCAAUGAGAAAAAACACUCCUAAGCGGCUAAAAUAAAGGGGGUUAGAAUUUAUAUAUUUUAAGCAUCUUAAUAUUGAAACACAAUGCUGAAAUUAAUUAUUUUAGUUAAGACUUGAUUUAAAAUAAUAUAUUUAUCACAGUUACAUUCCAAGUAAUAUUAUAAUGAACCCGUUUUGGUUUUCUCAUGUCUGUGAUGUAAUAUUGACUAUGCAAGAAAGACUUAUUUACUCUGAAUAUAACAUUUUAUUUUAUUGAUGUGUGAAUUUAAUUCAAAUGUAUGAUAAUUAUAUUAAAAACAAUUAUAUUACUUAAUAUACUCUCUAUAUUACCACCGGAUUACAGGCUGUCAGUUUUGUAGAGAUUAAUAAUUAUUAUUGUAGCUCGAAUAAGUAUAUGUUGUAAGUUUUUUUAUGAGGAUAUCAAAGUACUUGGAACGCGCGGCCCCGAGUAAGCAGAACAUCUUUCCUACUAGCGUUGAUUCCCGAAGACUUAACGCGAGUCGUAUGUAGGGCUGUCAACACGAAUUUACGAAUAAAUAUUCGAUCGAUUUCGUUCUGCUCUGCCUCCUUUUGUGUCGCCUAUUUUUAGCAGUUAAUAGGCCUGCCUACACUGCAAUUCACCCUUAAAUGCUAAAUGAUAAUAUAGAGAAAUGGCAGUCAUACCCACCAUCACGAGAUGAAAACUCUUCUCCACUCUCAGCUUCAUAGCCUAUGGCAAAUAAAAAUAUUUGCUUUUGCUAUUUUUUAGUAAAAUUUUCGUACUUAUAUAUUGAUAGUUUGCAAAUUUGCAGAUGCCAGAUUUGUACGAACCAUAGUAUAAUAAUAUACUCCGCCUGGUAUUCUCUUUCCACGAUGGCCUAGUACUAACUACAUCACGAUAUAUAUGUCAUACUGACAGAUGACAGCUCGCUAUGUCAUCGCUAUUGUCGUGUCCGCUCACAUCAAUAGCAAGUCUAUAGCGUUGUUUCACUCGAAAAUAGGAGUACUGUCAUUACAACUGUUGACGUAUUAGGACAAUCACGUGACCCAGCUGUCACUGGAACUGAAAUACCAGGCGAAGUAUAUUAUAAUGCCAUGGUACCAACCAUAUAGAAAAUCAAAAAAUUGUUUGAAUCCUCAGGCUUGUGCGUAUACGCUUUUACUUAGGUUACUUAAGUAGUGUUAUGUAAGUAGGUUUAGUUUAGCCGUCCAUUGUCAAGGUGCUCAGACAUCGAAGGUUUGAUCUCUAUGUGAUACGAAUAUCGAAAUAAAACUAGUAGAUAUAGAAAGUAACAUGCCAUAUAUUUUAUAUAAAAUUUACAUAUUGCCGUGUGGUUUAUAUAUUAAUGAUAAGUUAUAUAUUUUAUACAUUAAGUAAGUAAGCGUAAAAUUAAUGAUAUAUGCUAUGUGCCACUUAGAAUUAUGGGAUACAAGGAAACUCCUGUCGUGAAUGUAUUUUCAGAGUUAAUAGCUGAAAAUUUGUGUAUUUCUAAAAAGGUAAAUUAAAUGUACAAAUAAAGCAUACAAGAUGGCUCCGAACUUAAUAAUAAUUGGCCAAUCACCUCGAAUCUCCACUUUUAUUUCAAUUUGACACUUACUAUUUGACAGUUUUAUACAGAUACCUAUAAUUUGACCAUAGACAUACAAAAAAUAGAAUGCUUCACAACCUUAGAGUACAUAAAUAUAAUUUACAAGAUAUAAUAAUUAUUGUGAAAUAAAUGAAUCUCUUA